Messenger RNA from Myotis daubentonii (Daubenton's bat), 7442 nucleotides. It is a transcript of the gene EFR3B, whose product is annotated as EFR3 homolog B. The record is from RefSeq and is a predicted model, not a curated record. Gene Ontology annotation, cellular component: plasma membrane. Gene Ontology annotation, biological process: protein localization to plasma membrane. NCBI's taxonomy places the organism in Eukaryota, Metazoa, Chordata, Mammalia, Chiroptera, Vespertilionidae.
UGCCCAGAAACCGGAGCAGAGGCCGGCGGCGCUCCGCCUGCAAGCAGCCUGGGCGCGCGGCUCCCGGCUCGGGGCCUCCCGGUCCGGCCCCCGCUUCCCGCCUCCCGCUCCGGCCGCCGGCCUCGCAGGCUCCUCCGCCGCCGCCGAGCGUGAAUGAAAGGCGGGCGCCGCCGGGGGCUGGCUGCAGGCGCCGCGGUGACGCGGCCCCGCGGGAGGCGCCAGCCCCGCGGAGAUGUACGGUGUGUGCGGCUGCUGUGGCGCCCUGCGCCCCAGGUACAAAAGGCUGGUUGACAACAUCUUCCCUGAGGAUCCCGAGGACGGCCUGGUGAAGACCAACAUGGAGAAGUUGACCUUCUACGCCCUCUCGGCUCCAGAAAAGCUAGACCGGAUCGGCGCCUACCUCUCCGAGAGGCUCAUCCGGGAUGUGGGGCGUCAUCGAUAUGGGUACGUGUGCAUCGCCAUGGAGGCGCUGGACCAGCUGCUCAUGGCCUGCCACUGCCAGAGCAUCAACCUCUUUGUGGAGAGUUUCCUCAAGAUGGUGGCCAAGCUGCUGGAGUCAGAGAAGCCCAACUUGCAGAUCCUGGGCACCAACUCGUUUGUGAAGUUCGCCAACAUCGAGGAGGACACCCCGUCCUACCAUCGCAGCUACGACUUCUUUGUGUCUCGCUUCAGUGAAAUGUGCCACUCCAGCCACGACGACCUGGAAAUCAAGACCAAGAUCCGAAUGUCGGGCAUCAAAGGGCUGCAAGGGGUGGUGAGGAAGACGGUGAAUGAUGAGCUGCAGGCCAAUAUCUGGGACCCACAGCACAUGGACAAGAUUGUCCCAUCGCUGCUCUUCAACUUGCAGCACGUCGAAGAGGCCGAGAGCCGGUCCCCCUCGCCCCUCCAAGCGCCGGAGAAGGAGAAGGAGAACCCGGCAGAGCUGGCUGAGAGGUGCCUUCGGGAACUGCUGGGCCGGGCUGCCUUUGGCAACAUCAAAAACGCUAUCAAGCCUGUUCUCAUCCACCUGGAUAACCAUUCUCUGUGGGAACCCAAGGUGUUCGCCGUCCGUUGCUUUAAAAUCAUCAUGUAUUCAAUUCAGCCGCAGCACUCCCACCUGGUUAUCCAGCAGCUCCUGGGCCACCUGGAUGCCAACAGCCGCAGUGCGGCCACCGUGCGCGCGGGCAUCGUGGAGGUGCUGUCGGAGGCCGCUGUCAUCGCCGCCACCGGUUCUGUGGGGCCCACGGUGCUGGAGAUGUUCAACACGCUGCUGCGGCAGCUGCGGCUCAGCAUCGACUACGCCCUGACCGGGAGCUACGACGGGAGCUACGACGGGACGGGCGUCAGCCUGGGCACCAAGAUCAUCAAGGAGCACGAAGAGCGCAUGUUCCAGGAGGCCGUCAUCAAGACCAUAGGCUCCUUUGCCAGCACGUUGCCCACGUAUCAGCGCUCGGAGGUGAUCCUCUUCAUCAUGAGCAAGGUCCCACUGCCCUCUCUGCAUCACCCCGUGGAGACGGGGAGGACCGGGGAGAACAGGAACCGGCUGACCCAGAUUAUGCUGCUGAAAUCCCUCCUUCAGGUGUCCCUAGGUUUCCAGUGCAGCAAUAUGAUGUCAGCCCUGCCCAGCAACUUCCUGGACCGCCUUCUGUCCACCGCCCUCAUGGAUGACCCAGAGAUCCGUCUCUUCGUUCUAGAGAUUCUCAUCAGUUUCAUUGAUCGUCAUGGCAACCGCCACAAGUUCUCUUCCAUCAGUACCCUCAGUGACAUCUCUGUCCUGAAGCUGAAAGUGGACAAGUGCUCCCGACAGGACACCGUCUUCAUGAAGAAGCACUCCCAGCAGCUCUACAGACACAUCUACCUGUGCUGUAAGGAGGAAACGAACACACAGAAGCACUACGAGGCCCUCUACGGCUUGCUGGCGCUCAUCAGCAUCGAGCUGGCCAACGAGGAGGUGGUGGUAGACCUCAUCCGCCUGGUGCUGGCUAUUCAGGACUUGGCCCAGGUCAAUGAAGAGAACUUGCCUGUAUACAACCGCUGUGCCCUCUACGCGCUGGGCGCGGCCUACCUGAACCUCAUCAGCCAGCUCACGACAGUGCCGGCCUUCUGCCAGCACAUCCAUGAGGUGAUAGAGACCAGGAAGAAAGAGGCCCCGUACAUGCUCCCUGAGGACGUGUUUGUGGAGAAGCCCAGGCUGUCUCAGGAUCUUGAUGGAGUGGUGAUUGAGUUCCUCUUCCGCCAGAGCAAGAUCAGUGAAGUCCUGGGGGGCAGUGGCUACAAUUCAGACAGGCUCUCCCUGCCCUACAUCCCUCAGCUGACAGAUGAGGAUCGCUUGUCCAAGAGGAAGAGCAUUGGAGAAACCAUUUCCCUGCAGGUGGAGGUGGAAUCUAGGAACAGCCCUGAGAGGGAGGAGCGAGUACCAGCAGAGGAGAUCACCUAUGAGACGCUAAAGAAGGCCAUCGUGGACAGUGUGGCGGUGGAGGAGCAGGAGCGCGAACGGCGGCGGCAGGUGGUGGAGAAGUUCCAGAAGGCGCCCUUCGAGGAGAUCGCAGCUCACUGCGGGGCCCGGGCAUCACUGCUGCAGAGCAAACUCAAUCAGAUCUUUGAGAUCACCAUCCGGCCCCCGCCCAGCCCAUCAGGAACCAUCACCGCAGCCUACGGCCAGCCUCAGAACCACUCCAUCCCCGUCUACGAGAUGAAGUUUCCAGACCUGUGUGUAUACUGAAUUCCAAGAGGUGGAGCUGCUUGGAGGGGUGGGCCUGAGGGAGGGGCUCACCCUCACACCCCACCCCUACUGCGUGCAAGUCUAACAGGGAUCUCAGAAAAGGUCGCCCUCCCGCCUAAACAAGGCAGAGCCCCAGACCCUCCCGCUUCCCCUGUGUCUCCCCUGAGGGAUUGGCUACCUGCCCCGCUAGGACCAAUAAGCCUCUCAGCUGUUCCCUUUAGUCUCCUUUGUGUCAGCGAGGGGCCAAGAAUCGGGGGUCUCAGCUCCCGCAGCUCCCCGUGGUGUGGUGGUGCAGCAGGUGAAAGGCUUCUAUGGUGGGGGUGGGAGGGGGCACAGCUGCCGUCCCCUGAGGCGGGGACUGGAUGGAGACACCGGUUGGUCCAAGGACGCUGUGGACAGCAAUCUAGAGAAAGCCAGGGGAGAGCUGGACACUGGGGGACCGUUCUCCUCAGAGCACCCCCGCUCCGUCCCGAGGCCCUCGGGUCUCCUGUGUCUCUUCCACUCCCCCUCUCACCUGCCAGCUUCUCUUAGUGAUUCUUUCUAUUAUUAAUGGACGCUGAGCCCUUCUAACAGGAGCUGGGUAGAGACACAUGGGAGGGGGGCAGCAAAGGAUGACAUGAAGGCAGGUGGCUGCUGGUGGAGGGGCAGCUCUCCCCAGGCUGGGCCUGCCUUCCCGCCCCCCCCUCCCUCAGCCCCGCCCAGGCGCAGCAGGCAGAAGUGGGCACGUCCCUAUUCUCACCUCCUUGGUUCAGAGGGAGCUUGCUUGGCCCUCCCAUGGUUCUCUCCCUUCUGGAUGUUUCUCCAAGUUGAGCUCUCUCUCUUAACACCUUUCUUCCUGUGGAGCCCCGUGUGUUUCUACAGCUUCUGGGUUGAGGGAGGGCAGGACCAGAUAAUCUGGUUCUAGGUGACUUGAGAGAGGAGCAACUGCAGGGCCAGGCCUGCCCACAGCACCUCCUGGGGAAGAGGUUCCUGGCCUGGCCUGGCUGGGCUGGGGGGCGGGGUGGAGGUGGGGGGGCCGACACUGGGAAGGGAUGGUCAGUGGGGGGAGCACUUUGGGACUCAAAGAUGUCAGAAGUCAACGAACGUUGUGGAUGUUUCGUUGGAGGAAAGAAGGAUCCGGCACCUGAUACUGGAACGACUUUUUUCACUCUUUGGACAAAGUCUGGACCUCAGUUCCACCUGGCCAAGCUUGAGGCUUGGGGAGAGCGGUGGAGACCCCUUUGGGUUCUGCAUUUCCCCUGAGUCCUGUCAGCCUGUCUGUGCAGAGGAGGAGUCUGUUUGCUGUGCAUUCCCUUCCCCUUUCUCAUCCCGCACCCCCACCCAAGCCUCUGGCAGGCCCUCCCCUGGGCCUCCGCCUGGGUCUCCCCGUGCCAGCGCCCUAGGGCCCCAGAUAGUUCUUCUCUUCCAGUGGAACGUCCCAUAACUGUUCUGAGCUGAUGUAACUCACAGUAAGGUGUGAAUGGCCCAAUGAUUCUUCCCUGAGAAUUUUUUUUUUCUUUUAGAGAGAGAGCGUAAAUAGAUUCCUCUACCCAAAGGGAUCCCUUUCAGGGUACAAUUUUAGGCAGUGGGGGGCGGGGGCGGAGGCAGACACCCUGGGGUCACACCUCUGCAUGACCCUGUGCAGUGAGAGCCUGAUGACCAGCCCAGACGGGUGUAUUUCCUCAAAUCGGGAGAAACGUAACAAAUGCACUGCCCAUUCCGUGUGCAGCUCUCUCUGGGAGGGGGCUUUCUGACCCUGUUCUUGUCGUUUCCCCCUUGGGCCUGCAGCUUCCAGGUGGCCUGCAUGAUUACAGGGCCCCAGCCAGCCACUUCUGGCCACGUGGCUUCUGGCAAAUGCUCAACCCAACUUUACAAGCAUGAACUGAGAUUCCUCCUCACUCUAAUAUCUCCUGAUUAAGAAACCACGUUUCAAGUAACUUGAACCAAACCUGAAGGCAAAUAACUUUGGGGAGAAACUUCACAGGAAAUCCAAAUCUUUGUUUUCAGUAUAUAUUUUUAUUGAUUUCAGAGAAGAAGGAAGAGGGAGGGAGAGAUAGAAACAUCAGUGAUGAGGGAGAAUCAUUGGUCAGCUGCCUCCUGCAUACACCCCACUAGAGGGUUGAGCCUGCCACCCAGCAUGUGCCCUGACUGGGAAUCAAACGCGUGACCUCCUGGGUUGAUGCUCCACCGCUGAGCCGCAUCGGCCGGGCGGGAAAUCUAAAUCUGGAGCCACAAACCUGUCUUCCCAUCUGUAUCCCCUGCUCGGCUUUGAUGAGGAACUCUCUUUCUUUCUUGUGCCUCCUUGACUUUAGGGUCCACCCCCAGAGCAACUGCACCCUGAGCACUGCCCUUGGUCCCUGGUUCUGGGAUGUGGGAGGCAGGGCCCUGGAGCCUCUUUCUAGAGCUAGCACUAGGACCAGAGACCUGCAGGUCCCCUCAGACGUCGCCCUGUCCCUCUCCAGCCCUCCCCGGGAACAGGGUGCAGAAGAAGGUGCAAGGUUCCCAUUCUUCACACACUCAGCUGCUCCUUCCUCUUCUCUGUCCGAAGCAGCCUUUUCUUUCCAUCACAGCUGCAUAGCAAAGGCGUGAUUCUUUUAGAGAACUGCCAUGUUUUUGAGUGCUAUCUUCCCAGAUUCAAUUUCAACUUACACCCAGUAGGAUAUUAGGCUGCCUGCUGCCAGGAGGUAGAACCUGGGUUCUGGCCAAGUACUGGUAUGCCUCGGAAUCAGAAAGUUUAAGGUGAGUGUUGACUCAGACAGACCAUGCAACGAUAAAUUAAGCAGUCCUCCUUCACCCCUACCCAUGUGCCCCUCCACAAACCCUGGGAAUGGAUGCCAAGCAGUUUGGUGGGCGCCCAGGCCCUGGGCCUAGCAGCCAUCACUGCUUCCUGCCUUCCGAGCCCCAUAGCGUCUGGCAGCACUGUGUCUGGUGACCAACCCUUUCUGCCACCCUUGUCUAUUGUGAUUUUGAGCCAGCUGCUCCCCAAAGCCACUGAGGACUCUUGCCUCCUGGGCAAGGGGUCGGUUUGGUUAGCACCCUGCAGACAUAACUGAAUGGGCGGGAACAUAUUUGACAUUUGAAAGUUCUGUUCGUUUAGUUGAGUCAUGUCCAGGCAUAAGCAGCAGGUCAGCAGGAAGCACCCAUGUGAUCCUGGAGGCUCCUCCUGUCUUCCUUGCAGUGGGGUCCCCAGUGCCUGUCUUCAUCUUCCUCCCCCAGAAAGAAGAAAUAAGUGGUUUCUUGACUCCUAAAUGCCUCCUCUCCCGAGAAGGAACCCAAGGAGGGAAGAAGCAGCAUUAGGAACGUCCCCAGAUACUCCUCUCUGCAGCCCUCCAUCUCAGACACAAGUAUAAACAGACGAGCAGAGAAAAGGUGGGGCGGGGACCGACUAAAGUGCUUGAAGAAGCGUGACGUCACAUAUGCGCUGCCCUUUGCCCUCGAUGUUCUGGGUCCCAGAGAACAUGUUUCAACUGGCUUAAGAACUAGAACAGCCUUGGGGUACCUUUAAGUGGCUCAAAGGCCAGACCGCUGGGCUUCCCUGGGGGCCUCUGGAUCAUGAUACCUUCCAGUUGCUAUUUCAUUGUCCCCAGUCCUUCCGACCUGGGCACAGGGCGUGUCAUUGAGAAGUGAGGCUGUUUCCUCAAUUCAUCUUCAUAACCAUGACAUGGCAUUACACUGGCUGAGCGCCUGUGGGGAAGGACAAGACCUGAGCUGUUACCUGAAUAUUAAGAUUGAAGGUAGCCCUAGCCGGUUCGGCUCAGUAGAUAGAGCAUGGGACUGUGGACUGAAGGGUCCCAGGUUUGAUUCUGGUCAAGGACACAUGUCCAGGUUGCAGGCUCUAUCCCCAGUAGCAGGCUUGCAGGAGGCAGCCGAUCAAUGAUUCUCUCUCAUCAUUGAUGUUUCUAACUCCCUCUCCCUUCCUCUCUGAAGUCAAUAUAUAUAUAUAUAUAUAUAUAUAUAUAUAUAUAUAUAUAUAUAUAUAUAUAAUUUUUUAAAAAAGAUUGAAGGUAGACAAGGAGAUCAGCUCAUUUGGGCAGGCCACGCCCACUUCGCUCACCCAUAGGCCUGGCAGCAGGUUGUGCUGAAACAAAACACCAUCCUCACGUCUGGGGCAGUGUGUGGCUUCUUCGUCCUAUUCACUUAGAAAGCUAACCACAUCUGAAGACUGGAGAGGAUGGUCAAUAUGGGCCUGGCCAGCUGGGGAAGUGGGGAAAAGACACAGGGGCAGUGACUGGGCCCCUGGGGGCUGUUGGGGUCAGAAGGCAGAUUUCCAGGCUCUCUUUUAGCACCAGCCAGGUUGACCAGCACUCCCCUCCUGGAGACCUUAGGGCCUCAUCAUCUUCCCCUUUUGAGCUCUUCCUCCAUGACUGUUGAUUCUGGCCUGUGGGGUACAGAGCUGUAACUCCACAAAUGCUGCAGCCCACACAUUAUAACAUGUCUGUGUCCAUUUAGAACUUCAUGACCCAGCUGAAAGUGUGUGUGCCUGUCUGUGUGCAUGUGUGUGUAAUGUAGUUCCUAGUAGACGAUAUAUGUAUAUAAUAGCUGAUGUAUUUAUAUGGAAGUGCAGAAUUAGUGCCAGUGGCAGUUUUCUGUAUUUUAAACUCAUUGAGUCAAAUUAGUUUUAAGGAAGGGAAAAGAGGGGGGGGGGGGCGGGGAGUGUAGGAAGAAGGACUCUUAGCAAGAUCCUUCUUUAGGACUCUUAGUUGUGAUUUCCCAAUGAGCCUUAUGAUGCCCUUUUCAAAUAAAUGUUAAUGUUGUCACCACA